UCAGCCACUCGAUGGGGAUUAACAGUGGAGCACCUCUUUGUGUCGCCUUUCCACCUCUCUGUAGCAAGAAUAACAACUUCAGCACUUCUUCAAUAAUAAUUAUGAAACUGGUAUUAACUGAAUGGCAAUUAUGGAUUUUUAACUCUAACUCACAGUAAACCAGCAAGCCAUAUGUUGAAAUUCCUACCAAAUAGCUUUUCAUUCUUAAUGUCUCAUAUCUAUACAAGAAGUUGCAAGAUACCUGUUUGUACAAGAGGAAUAUAAGCAUUACUUGCCUGAGGAACAGAAGCUGAAAGAGAAGACACCUAACUUGUUCGUGGAGUUAUGGUAGUAUUAUUUAUAGAGAUAUAACAAAUAUAUUUUUUUUAUGGUAAUGAAAAUGGCUCCCCAGAAUGCUGACUCGGAAUCUAUGCAAGUUCAAGACCUACCUGUGGCACAGCUUCAGAAACCAGAAAACAAGGAGAAUGAAAGUAGAGAGGAGACCAUUAGUGAAGGAUCCAUAGACCGGAUACCAGUUCGCCUGUGGGUGAUGCAUGGUGCAGUAAUGUUUGGCAGGGAAUUUUGUUAUGCCAUGGAGACAGCUUUGGUGACACCCGUAUUGUUACAAAUUGGUCUUCCUGAACAAUACUACAGCCUCACGUGGUUCCUUAGCCCUAUCCUGGGCUUGAUCUUCACUCCGCUUAUAGGUUCAGCUAGUGACCGCUGCACACUGAGCUGGGGCCGCCGGCGGCCUUUUAUUCUUGCUCUCUGCAUUGGUGUCCUCUUUGGAGUUGCACUUUUCCUUAAUGGCUCUGUUAUAGGUCUGGCUAUUGGUGAUGUCCCGGACAAGCAACCCAUUGGUAUAGUUCUCACGGUGCUUGGUGUUGUGGUGUUGGACUUUUGUGCUGAUGCAACAGAAGGGCCAAUUCGGGCCUACUUGUUGGAUGUAGUGGACAGUGAAGAGCAAGACAUGGCCCUUAACAUCCAUGCAUUUUCAGCUGGUCUUGGAGGGGCAAUCGGUUAUAUGUUAGGAGGGCUGGACUGGACACAGACCUUCUUGGGUGGUAUUUUUAAAUCUCAAGAGCAAGUCCUUUUCUUCUUUGCAGCCAUUAUUUUCUCUGUCUCCGUUGCUCUCCACCUUUUUAGCAUUGAAGAAGAGCAAUAUAACCCUCAGCAGGACAGGAUUGAUGAUGGAGACGACACACUUUCCAGUGAAGAGCCGUAUGGAGCCUCUAUGUUCCACGAUGAGGUUCAGUCAGAGCAUGAUCUCAAUUUGGAGUUUCUUGACGUGAACAUUGUAAGAAGUAAGAGUGACUCGGUUCUGCACAUGCCCGAUGCUACAUUGGAAAUUGAAUCGGAACUGCUUUUUCUGCAUGACAUUGAACCCUCCAUUUUUCAGGAUGCUUCAUAUCCAAAUACUCCCCACAACACAAGCCAAGAGAUCAUGAAAUCCAAACUCAACCACCUGUCUGCUUUCCUCAGGGACAGUGAGAAAGAGGAGGAAAUGUUGCUUGAUAAUCGCUUGAAUGAAGAUAAAGUCCCAAAUGUCAAUGGCUCCCUACCAAAAGAGUUCCUCAAUGGACAUGCUAGAAUAGGCAUGAAGCAAUCUAGUACUUCAAACUCCAUGCGAAGGAGGAGGCACAUGUUUUACCGUCAGCCAUCUUACACCUUCUCAUACUAUGGCAAAAUAGGCUCUCACCGCUAUCGCUUUCGUCGGGCCAAUGCCAUUGUCUUGAUAAAGUCCUCACGCAGCAUGAAUGAUAUCUAUGACAUGCAGAAGCGGCAGCGACAGAGGUACAGACACAGGAAUCAGAGUGGCACAACAAAUUCAAGCGGAGACACAGAGAGCGAAGAGGGGGAGACUGAAACCACUGUCAGACUCUUGUGGUUGUCGAUGCUAAAGAUGCCAAAGGAGCUGCUGAGACUGUGUGUCUGUCACCUCUUAACUUGGUUCUCAAUCAUUGCUGAAGCUGUGUUCUAUACAGAUUUCAUGGGCCAGGUCAUCUUUCAGGGCGAUCCAAAGGCCCCUUCAAACUCAACCGAGUUACACGCUUAUAAUGCUGGAGUUCAGAUGGGUUGCUGGGGACUGGUAAUUUAUGCUGCUACUGCUGCCGUUUGUUCAGCCUUGUUGCAGAAAUACUUGGACAACUAUGAUCUUAGUAUAAAAGUGAUCUACAUCCUGGGCACGCUGGGUUUUUCUCUUGGCACUGCAGUGAUGGCUAUGUUCCCCAACGUGUACGUCACCAUGAUAAUGAUCAGCACUAUGGGAAUAGUCUCUAUGAGUAUCUCCUACUGCCCCUAUGCGCUUUUGGGACAAUACCAUGAUAUUAAACAGUACAUUCACCAUAGCCCCGGGAACUCAAAGCGAGGAUUUGGCAUAGACUGCGCUAUUCUGUCAUGUCAGGUUUACAUCUCUCAGAUCCUCGUGGCCUCUGCGCUUGGUGGUGUGGUCGAUGCGGUUGGCACAGUCAGAGUCAUUCCCAUGGUGGCUUCAGUGGGAUCCUUCCUGGGUUUUUUGACAGCUACCUUCUUGGUGAUUUACCCUGAAGUCAAUGAAGAGCCAAAGGAAGAACAGAAAGGACUAGGUCCUCCAGAGGCAGCCGAAGGCAACGGCACGAGCGGAGAGAAGCCAACUGUGCUGAAGCUCACGCGCAAAGGAGCUGCCACAUCCGAAUUGGAGAGCGAGUCAGCCGUUUGAGGCCGUUGCUUGUUCUUCACCCACAUUCCAGGGA
Phaethon lepturus (White-tailed tropicbird) is the source of this 2711-nucleotide messenger RNA. It is a transcript of the gene SLC45A4, whose product is annotated as solute carrier family 45, member 4. The transcript has 8 exons. Gene Ontology annotation, biological process: transmembrane transport. NCBI's taxonomy places the organism in Eukaryota, Metazoa, Chordata, Aves, Phaethontiformes, Phaethontidae. Gene Ontology annotation, cellular component: membrane. Gene Ontology annotation, molecular function: sucrose:proton symporter activity. The coding region runs from base 368 to 2677 and encodes 769 amino acids. The record is from RefSeq and is a predicted model, not a curated record.